ACUGCAAGAUAUUGAGCUCUAAUGAAACCUUAUAACGACUUCAAAAUAGAAGAAGAAGAAGAAGAAGAGAAGAAGCAUAAAUAUAUGGAUACAAUGAAAACGGCGAAUCUCCUUCUAUCCCUUUCAUUGGGGUCGCAUGUGAUCGGAAAGCCGCGCAAUAAGACAAAGAGAUCGAGCACUGCAGCCGCCGCCGCCGACGGUGUCUUCGAGUGCAAGACCUGCAGCCGCCGCUUCGCGACGUUCCAGGCCCUCGGUGGCCACCGCACGAGCCACAACCGCGCUCGGUCCCGACCCGACGGUUUGAGCCUGAGCCCGCGAGACGCGUCCAAGGCGAGGGUCCAUGCGUGCGCGCUUUGCGGUGCCGGGUUUGCGAUGGGGCAGGCGCUCGGCGGGCACAUGCGCCGUCACCGGGCGACCGAAGUGGCAGAUCUUAUCGGAAAAAAUAGUGCUAUGGAGAAGGUUGUGAACUUGAAUGAGAGUUCUUUGGAGGCUGGUUGUAGCGGGGGCUCCGAGUAUCGCUUGUUGGAGUUGUUCGUGUAGUAAAAUCAUUAGCUAGUGUUUUAGUUUCUGCAUAUAUGAAACAUAGAGAUUUGUUGAUUCUUUCUUCGUGAUAUAUUUUCAGAUUUUGUUUUUUUAUAUGCAUUAUCUUUUAGUAUGGUUCACGGUGUAAGUAUUGAUCUCAUUAUAGAUGUUGAUUAAUAGUUAUGAGCUUUUUUUAA
This is a messenger RNA of Ananas comosus (pineapple), 719 nucleotides long. Its product is annotated as zinc finger protein ZAT11-like. The record is from RefSeq and is a predicted model, not a curated record. The transcript has a single exon. Lineage: Eukaryota; Viridiplantae; Streptophyta; Magnoliopsida; Poales; Bromeliaceae. Bases 22 to 540 code for a protein of 172 amino acids.